Messenger RNA from Pteropus alecto (black flying fox), 3565 nucleotides. RefSeq names its product TBC1 domain family member 22B (gene TBC1D22B). Gene Ontology annotation, molecular function: GTPase activator activity. Bases 144 to 1721 code for a protein of 525 amino acids. Gene Ontology annotation, biological process: activation of GTPase activity. The record is from RefSeq and is a predicted model, not a curated record. Lineage: Eukaryota; Metazoa; Chordata; Mammalia; Chiroptera; Pteropodidae. The transcript is spliced from 13 exons.
UCCAAGAUGGCGCUCCCAGGAGCUGGGAGCGGGUGACCGGCGGCCGGGAAGCGGCCUGGGUUGGCCCUCUGAUUGCGGGGGCCUGGGGGCAUCUCGCCCGGCACCCCCUGGCCCGCCCACAAGGCCUUCCCCGGGCGAGAGCAAUGGCCGCCGAGAACAGCAAGCAGUUUUGGAAAAGGAGCGCCAAGCUGCCGGGGAGCAUCCAGCCUGUGUAUGGAGCUCAGCAUCCUCCUCUGGACCCUCGGCUCACCAAAAACUUCAUUAAAGAACGGUCAAAAGUGAAUGCAAUUCCUCUGAAGAAUAAGAAGGCCUCCAGUUUUCAUGAGUUUGCCCGGAAUACCAGUGAUGCUUGGGACAUAGGUGAUGAUGAAGAAGAGGACUUUUCCUCCCCUUCUUUCCAAACUCUGAACUCAAAAGUUGCUUUGGCAACUGCAGCCCAAGUCUUAGAAAACCACAGCAAGCUGAGAUUGAAACCAGAACGGUCCCAGUCAACAACAUCUGACGUUCCUGCCAGCUACAAGGUCAUAAAGUCCAGCAGUGACGCCCAGCUGUCCAGAAAUUCCAGUGAUACCUGCCUGAGGAACACACUCCACAAACAGCAGUCACUCCCUCUCCGACCCAUCAUCCCUCUUGUUGCCCGGAUUUCUGACCAGAACGCUUCUGGGGCACCGCCCAUGACUGUCCGGGAGAAAACCCGCCUAGAGAAAUUUCGUCAGCUUCUCUCCAGCCACAACACUGACUUAGAUGAACUGAGGAAGUGUAGCUGGCCAGGGGUUCCCAGGGAGGUUCGACCUGUAACCUGGAGACUCCUGUCGGUGAGUUCUACCUACUCUGUAGAGAAGCAUGAGCUCACACAGCCCUUCUUACCUGAUGAGGGCUAUCUCCCAGCCAACACCGAGAGGAGGAAGUUGACCCUGCAGCGGAAGCGAGAGGAAUAUUUUGGCUUCAUUGAGCAGUAUUAUGACUCUCGAAAUGAGGAACAUCACCAGGAUACCUACAGACAGAUUCACAUUGACAUUCCAAGGACGAAUCCUCUCAUUCCAUUGUUCCAGCAACCACUUGUACAGGAGAUCUUCGAAAGAAUUCUAUUUAUUUGGGCCAUCCGACACCCUGCCAGUGGGUAUGUCCAGGGAAUUAAUGACCUGGUCACUCCGUUCUUUGUCGUCUUCCUCUCAGAAUAUGUGGAAGAGGAUGUCGAGAACUUUGACGUGACCAACUUGUCUCAGGACAUUCUGCGGAGCAUCGAAGCCGACAGCUUUUGGUGCAUGAGCAAGCUGCUGGAUGGGAUCCAGGAUAACUACACCUUUGCACAACCAGGGAUCCAGAAGAAGGUCAAGGCACUGGAAGAACUUGUCAGCCGGAUUGAUGAGCAGGUACAUAAUCACUUCAGGAGGUACGAGGUCGAAUACCUACAGUUUGCCUUUCGUUGGAUGAAUAACCUGCUUAUGCGGGAGCUUCCCCUUCGCUGCACCAUCCGCUUGUGGGACACAUACCAGUCUGAACCAGAAGGAUUCUCCCACUUUCAUCUCUAUGUAUGUGCAGCUUUCUUGAUCAAGUGGAGAAAAGAGAUCUUGGAUGAAGAGGACUUUCAGGGUCUCCUCAUGCUGCUACAAAACCUGCCUACGAUACACUGGGGCAAUGAAGAGAUCGGGCUGCUGCUCGCAGAGGCAUACAGACUCAAGUACAUGUUUGCCGACGCCCCUAAUCACUACCGCCGAUAGGUGCUGUCUCCCCAUGAGGACCCAGACUGCCCCCAUCUCUGAUGGCAAUCUGAUCACUGUGGCCACUGUGCGAGCCAUGGACCCUGACCAGGAACCACUCCUGCUGUAAAAAGCUCACAUCCGCCACCCAGGUCUUAACUUUUUGGCGUGCCUGUCCACCACUCCAUGUCUCUGGAUGGGUCUUCUGGACCACUGUCAGUAUUCCAUGCCACGCGGAUGGGCCCAGCUCUGGGAAGUACAGAAAAGGAGGUACAGGGUUGUCUGCCCCUUUAAAAGAAACUGGACAAAUGAAGGGGAAGGCUCAGGGUCUUAACUCACAUUGUCUUUUCAUGGACUGGCUGUCUCUUGCCUCCCAGCCCCAACUGAUACUGUUGCUUUUUGUGACAUAGUUUGAUUUGAUCACAAGUGAAAAACGCCUUAUGUUUUCAAAAGACUCCUGGCCCCUCUCCCCAAUUCCUAGCCCUUUACCUUCUGCCCUAGUCUGAGCCAGUGAGGGGCAGCUUUUUAACACCAUUGUUCUCAGAUGGAGGAGGCACUGAUGCUUAUAACUCUGGAAAAGGCUUAUACCCAAGGGCUAGGAAUUUUAUUUUUCCCUUUCUCACCAGUAUGUGAGUGUGUAUUUGUGUGGGUGGGUGGGUGUACACACCCAUCGGCAUUUAGUUACUUGUCUAAAUUUCUGUGUCCAGAUUAGUCCCAUCACAACCAGCUGGGAAGGGCCCCAGUGACCACGUGUACAAGCAUCCCUUGAGAAGGAUCAGGGCAGGGGAGGGAGAAGGGGCUUUUUACCUCUCCAAGCCCUUUUUCCAUGAUGACCCACUCCAAGAUAUUAUGUGUAAAUUGUGUUAUUAUGUAUAUGGGUAAAGAUGUACAAAUAUAUGUCCUCUUUGUAGCAGAUAUGAUUUUAUAUUUAUAAUGUGCAGCACCAUGUGAAAGCAAUCUAGGUCACUAGCACAGAUGAAGUUGCCAGACUGGUGGCUUUAGUGCCUCCAGGUUGGUUUCUGGGUGCCCUCCUGUGAGGGAAGUGAAUGGGAGUCUGCUAGAGUGAGCAUAGCUGAGCAAAUGAAGCUGCUUCAAAAACCAGUGGCAGCCAUCCCAAACAUCAGUGUCUCAGAGUUUUUUUCUCCUUCCCCCUCCCUGGCCUUGUGGAGCAUCUGCCCUGCUCCUUCCCCAUCUUUAGCGAACAGAGCUCCCCACCUUUCACCUCUAGUCGCCUCCUAGAGAGAGGACCACAGAGGCAGAAGCCCUUCUGCAUGUUUUUAGCCCCUGCCUUUCCCCUAGAAUCUGGGGAAGGCUUUUGUUUUUACAUUUUUAAGUCAGCUUUGUGUUUAAGACAGAAGCUGUGACUGACUGUCAGUGCCAAGAAAAAGGGUUUCCUGUGUGUCCCUGGGAUUUUGGGCUCUUCUCAGAGAGAGGCAUUUUGUGUUCCCCGCCCCGUCACCAUCACACCUUACACAGCCCAUGAGAUGUGUGACCGACAUUCGAUUUUUGGUGUUUGGUAGUGGAGAAAUGGGGGAUGGUGGCAAGCAGCUGUCAUCUUCUUGGGAAGCCAAGCAGUAUCCCCAGUGGGUGACACCCUUGAGUCUCUGCUGGUAGAACCCCACCACGCAGGCAUGUUACAUUUCUCAUCUGGAGCUGUUUCUCAGGCAUUCUUCCUAACCUUGCUCCUUCCCCCUUCAGUGUGCCUCAGUAGUCUCCUCGACAGAGAGGGCUCGUGACCUGCCCUCAGCUGGACUAAAGAAAGACACUUGUGUUCCCAAGUGGUGGUUUUAUUUUUUUAGUUUUUAUGUUUGGGAAAUUGUGGAUAAAGUGAAAGAACUGUAAAUAAAUAGUGUAUUUCUCCUCCA